CUGCGCCGGUUUCCUACUGAGGGACGACAGGAGCAGCGCUUUGAGCACGUCCUCGCUGACUGUUACGUCUCUGCUCUCCUCCACGGCCCUUAUGAGGCGGCGUCUGCGGGUCCGGCGGAGCCUUUCCCGGCCUUGAGAUCGAAUGGAGGUCAUUCAGGCUGCCGCUGCGGCUCUUGGACAAAAGAAACAUAAACCAGGAGAUGGCUUCUCAGCAAAUAAUUUAUUCCCAGGAGAAGAAGAAAGUGAAAUUGAGACUGAGCAGAUAUCUGCUGUUGAUUAUGAGCGUGGUGAAGAAGAAGAAGAGAGAGAAGUUUAUGAGGAAGAAAGUAAUGAACAGCAAGAUAUAUUAGUUGAAGAUGAUCUGAACAAUAAUAGGAUUGAGCAUAAAUCUGGAGUGCAAGAAUGGCCAGAUGGUUCUUGCUAUAAAGGCGAAUUUUCAUUUGAUUUAAAACUUGGAUAUGGAGAAUUUGCCUGGAACAAUGGUGAGAGAUACAUAGGGCAAUUUUAUAAAGAUCACCGUCAUGGCAAAGGAAUUUACUUUUGGCCUAAUGGCUCCAGAUUUACAGGUUCAUUUUAUCUUAAUCGUAAAGAAGGGUAUGGGACCCUAGAGUUUGUGGAUGGAAAACAAUUUCAGGGGCUUUACAAGGCUGAUGAGCGUUUUGGACCAGGAAUUGAAACUUAUCCAGAUAAUAGGCAAGAUGUUGGCUUGUGGCAUCGAAACCAUAUUAUUAAACUAUGUACAGAAAUUCCUGAGCAUUUUACUCUUCUUGAUUUCCCAGAACUCAGUAUUUAUUCUGAUGCUCAGUCUAAAGAACAGUAUAUUUCAGAGGAAAGCACUUCUUUAUGGGACUUGAAUGAAGAAACGGAUCCAUUUUUCUACAGAUUCAAACGUCUUCUCCUAAAUGAUGACAACUAUACAUUGCCUGCUGAUAUGUAUAUAUAUUCAAUUGAUGCAGAUAAUCUUCCUCUUACUCAAUCCUUCUUAAAGGAGUUUGAUUUUCAAUAUUUUAAGAAAAGAAAACACCACUCUUCUGAAAAACCAUGGCAAAUAACCAACAUAACCCCUAUUCUGGUUAAGAUGCAGACAAACAUAUAUAAGUAUAGGCAUUGCCAGAGUGACAUAGUCUUGGAUAUUAAUGCCAUUAUCAAAGGCAACCGGUAUGAUUUUGGAGCUAAAGGUCCCAAAGAGCUUAUUGCUGAAGAAUUGAUUGAGAAAUCAGCAGAAGGAGACUAUAGAAGAGUUUAUGAAAUUCUGAGGGACAAUCUGGCCCAUCCUGAUGUAGCAGAUAUGAGUGGAUAUACUGCUCUUUCUGCUGCUGCUUUGAAUUAUCACGAAAACAUCAUCAACCUUCUUCUAGAUUGUGGAGCUGAUGUGAAUAAAUGCAGUGAUGAAGGAUUAUCAACUUUAUCCAUGUGUGUUGUUCACUAUUUCCCUGCAGAAGGAUUUCAGCCCAAUAUUGCUGAAAGGAAUAUCUUUUGUACUGAUCUGUUUUUUUGCUUUAUUCCCCAUCAGAAUACUGGAAAAGUUAUUAAUCUUCUGUUAGAUCACAAUGCAAAUCCAAAUGUCUUGUGGAGUGGCCAUUCCCCUCUUUCACUAGCAGUUGCUGGUGGAAAUGAACAGGCAGUAACUGAACUUCUGGCUGGUGGAGCUGACCCAAAUCUACCUUUAGGUCAAAGUAUUGGAAGUGCCUUGUGUGCUGUUGUUAAUCCUCCAUAUGAACAGCGUGGGACAAUAGCAGCUAAGAUGGCGAUGAUUGAUACUCUAAUAGCAGGAGGUGCAGAUAUGUUGCUGCCAAUUGCUCUUGUUGAUGAGGGUAGAACUGCAAUGGGGACAGUUCUGGACUAUGCAUAUUUCAAAUAUUAUCAGGAUAAAAGACUGUUGCAUACUCCCCUCCAUUCUCUGUCACCAAUAGAGAGGGAAACAUGUGCAUUUCGACGAAAGAUGCUGGAGUUUCUCAGUGACCGGGUUCGUGAGACUGUUAUUGAAAAAGAAAAACAGUGGGAUGAAGAAGAACUUAGGAAAAUCAAAAUUGCUGCUGGAGGAAUAAGAAAGAAAUCUAUAAAUCCCCUUUUAGGACCAUUACCAGAAACAGAUGCAUCAAA
Molecule: messenger RNA, 2103 nt
Organism: Thamnophis sirtalis
Lineage: Eukaryota; Metazoa; Chordata; Lepidosauria; Squamata; Natricidae
Source: RefSeq, a predicted model, not a curated record